Messenger RNA from Olea europaea var. sylvestris, 1554 nucleotides. Its product is annotated as myb-related protein 306-like. Gene Ontology annotation, biological process: response to auxin. The record is from RefSeq and is a predicted model, not a curated record. The transcript is spliced from 3 exons. Bases 212 to 1201 code for a protein of 329 amino acids. NCBI's taxonomy places the organism in Eukaryota, Viridiplantae, Streptophyta, Magnoliopsida, Lamiales, Oleaceae.
GUGAAGAAGAUAAUACCCUCUCUUUCUUCUCUCUCUUCUCUUCCCUACGAUGUAUUAGUCAGCCCUUCGGUCUCUUCUAUAUAUAUUUCCAUAGACAAUGGCCAUUCCUUCAGUUUAGACUCCUGUUUCUCUAUUUUCACCCGCGAGAAAAGGAAAAAAUAAAGCGACCUCUAGAGAGAGAAGAACCCUACUUUGGCAAAUUCAAAGUAACAUGGGAAGACCACCUUGCUGUGAUAAAAUUGGUGUUAAGAAAGGGCCGUGGACUCCUGAAGAAGACAUCAUCUUGGUUUCAUACAUUCAAGAACAUGGUCCUGGAAAUUGGAGAGCUGUUCCAACCAAUACUGGUUUGCUUAGAUGCAGUAAGAGUUGCAGGCUGAGAUGGACUAAUUAUCUCAGGCCCGGAAUCAAACGUGGUAACUUCACUGAACAUGAGGAGAAGAUGAUUAUCCACCUUCAAGCGCUUCUUGGCAACCGAUGGGCUGCCAUAGCUUCAUACCUUCCGCAACGAACCGACAAUGAUAUUAAGAACUUUUGGAACACUCAUUUGAAAAAGAAGCUGAAGAAACAACAAGGGAAUGAUGAACAAAAUCAAGAAGGGAGUUCAGAUUCUCAAUCAAUUCCAAAAGGCCAGUGGGAGAGAAGGCUCCAAACAGAUAUUCACAUGGCAAAACAAGCCCUAUGUGAAGCCUUGUCCUUAGACAAAUGGAACACAAAUUUGCUUGAUUCAAAGCCCUUUCCAGUAACCCUUUCAGAAACUAAACCAAUUCAGACAUCAACAUAUGCUUCGAGUACUGAAAACAUUGCGCGUUUGCUUCAGAACUGGACGAAAAAAUCACCAAAUUCCUCUCAAGCUGGUUCAUCACAGAGUACUACUCAGACUUCCUUCAACAACCCUUCAAUAGGGACAAGUUCCAGUCCUAGUGAAGGGACAAUUAGUGCCACAACACCUGAGGGAUUCGACUCAUUUAUGGGCUUCAGUUCUUCCAACUCCGAUGUUUCUCAAUCUGAGGGCGAACCCAAGGUCAAUGCUGCAAAUUUCAUUCCAGAAGCUGGGACUUUGCAGGGGGAGAGCAAGAUAAAUUUGGACAUUCAAAUGCCCCUAACUUUGCUGGAAAACUGGCUCUUUGAUGAUGCUUCUGCACAAGGAGGGGGAGGAUACAUAAUGGACAUGUCUUUGGGGGAAAAUGCUGAUUUGUUUUGAAAAAAGUUUUUCUUCAAAACAAAGUAGCAGUUUCAGGUUGAUCUUUUUGUCUUUUUGGUGGGUUUUUAGGCAGAAGUGUCCUAAUCAGUGUCUGCUCCAUCUAGAUCGAGCACAAAAGGAUGGAAUCUUCCAUAUAUUGGGAGAGCAUAAAGUGUAAAUGACUGAUCAUGUAUUGCAAUGUUUGGUAUGUAGUAUUAGAUAGAACUGGAUAGUAAAAAAAAUUGAUUUUAACUUCAUUUUAUUUGUUACUACUUUCCAGUACUAUGUAAUCCUCCGUACCAAACAUGUCAUACUAGUAGUGUAUAUGCACAUAUGCAUGGUUAAUUAAAUAGGAAUAAAUCUCUCUUGAUCUA